AUGGGAGAUCCCGAGGAUACCACUAGGCUGUCCAUGCUCAACGCAACACCUACAAAACUUCCUGGACCAGAGCUUCUGCACGACCUCGUCGGAGUCACAGCCAAUCACAACCGACCUGCAAUUGAUUUUCUCGGCGAGGAUGGGAAGCGACUCACCAUCCCCUACCAUGAUUUCGAGACUCUUUCAGAUCGUCUUGCUGAUCGCAUAUCCCAAGCAAUACUUGCACUUCCGGCGAGGCAUGCAGAACACCAACUUAUUAUUCCGCUUAUGAUACCCCAGUGUCCUGAUCUCUAUAUUACUCUCUAUGCUAUUCUUAAGUCCGGGGCUGCAUUCUGCCCUAUAAAUUUGGAUGCGCCCACUGAACGGAUCAAAUUCAUCCUCAAGGACAUCAAUGCAGACUUAAUUCUCACAAAUACAGCCCUCGUGCAACGCAUCUCAGCUGCAGGUUUAGAGGCUAAACUCAUAUGUGUCGACCAGGAAGAUUUUACUUCGACCUCAAUAGUCGAAGAUGCAGAACACCAUGGCGUUUGGAAAAGGCAGGCUAUGGCGCAUGACCUGGCGUACGUGAUGUAUACUUCAGGAUCAACUGGUACACCCAAAGGCGUGGGAAUUUCUCAUGGUGCAGCAGUCCAGAGUUUGCUUGCUCAUGAUAAACAUAUGCCGCCAUUCGCACGCUUUCUGCAGUUUGCUGCACCAACAUUUGAUGUUUCAGUUUUUGAAAUCUUCUUCCCGCUGUUCAAAGGAAAAACGUUGGUAUGCUGCGACCGCACAGAUCUAUUAUCCGAUCUUCCUGGUAUUAUCUGCAAGAUGGAUGUAGAUGCUUGUGAGUUGACACCGUCGGUGGCCGGCAGUCUUCUUAGGAGCAGAACUCUUGCACCUUGUCUUCAGCUCGUUCUUACCAUCGGCGAGAUGCUUACGGAACCGGUGGUCCACGAAUUUGGUGGAAAUGCUCAAACACCAAGCAUUCUCUGGGGCAUGUAUGGUCCAACAGAAGCUGCUAUUCAUUGCACGUUACAGCCAGCUUUUCAGAAGAAUGACUCCCCCAAGUGCAUCGGCAUACCUCUUGAUACUGUUUCCGCAUUUGUGAUAAAAAGCUCUGCCGAUAAUGCGAACGAGAAUGACUUCGAGGUUGUGCCUAUUGGCGAGGUUGGCGAACUUGUAAUUGGUGGGUAUCAACUGGCAGAUGGAUACCUCAACAGACCUGAGCAGACAGCGGCAUCUUUCAUCCAGACAAACUUCGGCCGCGUUUAUCGAACAGGUGAUAAAGCCAGAAUACUGUCUAAUGGAACAAUUGAGUGUCUGGGACGAGUCGCCGAGGGCCAAAUCAAGCUCAAUGGCCAACGUAUGGAAUUGGGCGAAAUAGAGCAUGUGAUCCUGCGCACAAAGGAUUGCCAUGGCGUCUAUGUCUGCGCCAUAUCAAACGUUCUUGUUGCGUUCGUGGCUGUCGAGAGUAUAGCGGAUAUGCACGAGAAGAUCACAGCUAACUGUAAGAAGUGGUUGCCUUCGUUCAUGGUUCCGUCUGAAAUCGUGGUCAUGCAAGAUUUUCCGCGUUUGCCAUCUGGAAAAGUCGAUCGGAUGCGGCUCAAAUCAGAAUACUCGAGAUCCUUGUUUCAAGACGAACAUCUGCAUGGCGAAACAAAAAGUUUGAAUGACCUCCAGAGAAUGCUUUGUAGUGUGGCUGGAGAUUUGCUUCACACAUCAGUGCAUAUCUCAUCAAGAUUAUCGUCCCUCGGCCUUGAUUCCUUGUCCGCUAUUCAACUAGCAACUCAGCUAAGGGGUCAAAAUAUUUACGUCACACCGUUGGAUAUCUUGGAUUCAGAAACAUUACAAGACUUACACAAACUCAUUCAGAGUCGGGAGAAUGAGCCAGCAAAGUCACGAGCGCUUGCCAACGGCCAUCAAGAGUACAGUCAAUCUGAACUGUUUGAGAAGCUGACCCAGACUGCGAGGCAUGAUGUAAACCUUGACUUAAUCGAGGCUGUUACUCAGUGCACAUCGCUGCAAACAUCGAUGCUAGUCGAGACAUUGAAAGAUCCAAGAUUAUAUGUCAACACAGUGGACGUUAGAUUGCCUCUCAAUGUACCCGCGUCAACUGUGGAAUCAUGGUUUUCAAAACUGGCCAUGAGCAACGAUAUAUUUCGAUCAGGCUUUGUUCAUAUUGAUGAUCAGAUUAUCCGGAUCGUGUGGCGACAAUUCUCUCAUGAUCAAGUUAUCAUAGUCGACGAAUUCUCGAAAUAUGAGAUAACUGACGCCGAUGCAUUUCUCGCCCACCCUCUGCAGGUGCAAAUCCACAGAUCGCUUUCCAGGGCAACAAUAACCGUACAUCACGCCAUCUACGAUGGCUGGACAAUCGACUUACUCCUUGACGAUUUGAAUGUGCUCGCACGUGGCGAAAGUCUUCCUGCAAGGCCCCAGUUUCACGAGAUUGCGCAGUAUCUUGACACUAGUCAAGCUGAAAGCGACAUCCCCAAAGAAUUCUGGGCGGAGCUCUUGCGAGGUGUUGGUGGUGCUGUGCUUCCGAAUUUCAGGUCAACUGCAAUUUAUGGCCGUGGCAUCGAAUUUGCAAAAUCCACGCUACAAGUUUCGUCGCAAGAAGUUCUGCAAGUGGCUCGCGCAUCAGGUGUUACGCCUCAAGCAAUAUUCCAGGCAUGUCUAGCUUGGCUGUGGAGUACCAUCACAGGUUCUGAGGAUGUCACCUUCGGAUCAGUUUUCUCUGGAAGAACUUUGCCCAUUCCAGGCAUUGAGCGAGUAAUGGGCCCUUGUCUAAGCACCCUCCCUGUGCGGGCAAAACUGGCCGAAAGCAGUUCUAUCCUGGAUCUGAUACGGAGUCUGCAUUUAUUGAACCGGCAAAUCAUGCAUGUGAGUCCGAUCAAACUGCCAGAUAUCAAAAGAGUUGCCGGUAUACCUCAGGGAAGCACAUUGUUUGACGUGCUUUUCGUCUACCAAGAAUCACUAUCCAGUCGGAGUAGAGGUGAAGAGGCGGUUGUGGAGCUUGAUCACAAAGAUCAUAUUGAAACGAAGCUAUUGCUUGAAGUCGAGCCGCAUGGCGAUAAUUACUCCUGUCGAUGGACAUAUCAUUCGGAUAGCUUCUCGCUACCUCAUGUGCAGGCAUUUGCUGAGCAAUUUUCACAUCUUUGUUCACACUUCUGCCAGCAAAUUGAGGCCCCCUUGAGAUCAGUGCGGUCUUCGUUCCCACCACUAAGCCUGUCCGCUUAUACAACAGGUUUCAAACAUCUCGAGACGUGCUCGAGUCUAGCACUUGCAAUAGAAAACCAAGCAGCUUUAGCACCAAAUGAGGAGGCUCUCUGCUUUGCUCAUUCGUUACUUUGUGACUCCGUCCAAACCGAGUCCCUCACUUAUCAGCAGCUCAACGAAAAAGCGAAUCAAAUUGCGGCAUUCCUGGUAGCGCGUAACAUUUCUCAAGGUGGAAUUAUUGCCAUCAUAAUGGAAAAGUCACCCUUAUUCUAUUGUGGUAUCCUAGGGAUUCUCAAGGCCGGGUGUGCCUAUCUUCCUCUGCUGCCUACCACACCCUUCAACAGAGUCAAAUCAGUACUAGAACAGUCGAAGCCGCAGGUGUGCUUCGUUGAAGAUCUGUCGUCAUGGAAUGAAAUUUCAGUCACGUGUCCUGUAGUCGAACUUCACAGUCGGCAGUUUGGUCAUCUCUCUCCAGUGAACUUGGACAUAUCCCAUGAUCCAACGCAGCCGGCCUACGUUAUCUUCACGAGUGGAACCACAGGUGUACCGAAAGGUGUCUCUGUGACUAACAAGAAUAUGCUCAGUAAUAUCAAAGCUCUCUCUCGAAUAUAUCCUCUUGAGGGCGAGAGACGGAUGCUCCAAGCCUGUUCUCAGGCUUUCGAUGUCUCAGUGUUUGAGAUAUUCUUUACGUGGGCUAAUGGGAUGUGUCUAUGCGCAGCUACUAACGACACGCUUUUCAACGACUUGGAAGAGUCUAUAAGACAGUUCCGAGUGACCCACCUUAGCAUGACGGUUACCGUCGCUUCGCUAGUUAACCCACAGAAUGUACCCAACGUGAGUUUCCUUGUCACGUCAGGAGAACCUAUGACAGAUGAGGUACUUAACAAAUGGGAGCGAGUCCUUUACCAAGGAUAUGGACCGUCCGAGACUACCAACAUAUGUACCGUCAGGAAGAUGCAACCGGGUGAUUCGUCGCAGUUCCUCGGUUGGCCGUUGGAAAACACAACCGCGUUCGUAUUAUACCCAGACUCAGACGAACUUGUGCCUACUGGGGGAAUUGGGGAACUCUGCUUUGGUGGUGACCAAGUAGCUGCUGGUUAUUUGAAUAUGCCAGAGUUGACAAACUCCAAGUUCUUCAAACACUCACUAUAUGGCAGGCUUUACCGCUCCGGGGAUAGAGGGCGAAUGCUACCUGAUGGGUCACUUAUCAUACUAGGCAGACUUGACUCACAGAUCAAACUUCGUGGCCAGCGAAUCGAACUACAAGAAAUCCAGUCAGUCGUGCUCGGAUCUGGUAUCGCAAAGGCCUGUGUGAGUACAGUGCUGGAACAUGAGAAUAUAAAGACCCAGCAGCUUGUCAUGUUCUACGUUCCAUCUUCUAUGGACAAACAGAAAUUUGAGUUACUGCCCCUCACAGCUGAAAGGAAGACAGAAACUCGGUUACUGUUCCAAACCCUUGAGGCUACCCUCCCGAGCUAUAUGGUACCAUCCUUCAUUUUACCAAUCGCAUGCUUACCUCUGACGUCGUCUGGAAAAACCAACACAGAGCACAUUCUUCAAUCAGCUACCCACCUAAAAUACGAUAUCUUGGACCAAUGCAGCAAACAUACCGACGACGAAGAGACGUCUAAUGAUUGGACGGAUACCGAGGUGCACGUCUUGGAAGCAUUAGUCGCUACACUGGAUGCCGAGAAGAGCACCAUUAGUCGCUGGACCUCUUUCACAACACUCGGCCUAGAUUCAAUAUCAGCGAUGCCUUUCUCGAGGAAGCUUCAGACAAUUUUUCAUCAAAAAGUACCAAUAUCCCAAGUACUUCAGAACCCUAGCAUCAGCCGUCUGGCCCGCGCGAUCAAACUUAACACCCCUGACCUUGACAGAGAUCGAUAUAGUUCACAAGCCCAGUUCAAGCUGCUUCCAGAUGAACUAGUCGAUAUUGUGAAGAAUCGUUUCCAAGCUCACAACAUACCCAUCGAAGCAAUACUGCCAUGCACGCCGCUACAAGCCUCAAUGCUGGUUUCGACGAUGUCAACUGGUGAUGGGUUAAGCUAUCGCAAUCAAAUGCUAUUCCGUAUCAAUUGCACGGGUGAAGAGAUUUUGGCGGCGUGGAAUCAGGUUUACUUGCGUCAUGGAAUCCUUAGAACCUGUUUCAUGUCGACAGAGGAUAUACAGCACCCGUUGGUGCAAAUUGUUCUUGAGCCGGAUGAGCUUCCAUGGAGUCGAAUACGAGUGUCAAACAUCGAGGAAGGCGCUGCCCAGCAUCUAGAAGCUUUAGAUCAGCCCUUGAACACGCUUAAGCCGCCGCUCACGUUAGCACUACUUACCACGGAUGAUCAACAGAGUUAUCUUUCGUUCGUCUGUCAUCAUGCAUUGUACGAUGGUGUGGCAGUGGAAAAGCUACUUUCAGAAGUCGAAAGUCUAGUUCGUGGACAGACCCUCCAGCAGGCUCCAUCGUUUCAACAUUUUCUCCGAGAGUCACUCGACUUGCCAAACGACACGGACGAAUUUUGGUCGAGACAUUUUGAAGGAUUUCAGCCCAGCCAUUUGCCUCAAAACACUAUUGUUAGCAAAGCAGUGAACAGAAACGAUGGAAUUAACGGGAUCAAUGGAACCAAUGGCACCAACAGCAUUAUUCAAUCAAAAACGAGAAAGUAUACAUUGCCGCUGUCAUCGUUGCAGGCAAAGCUCCGAACAAACGGGUUCUCUCUUCUAUCACUCUGUCAAGCAGCUUGGUUCGAAACUUUGGCAACUGUCAUGCAGUGUCCAGAUAUCUGUUUUGGUAACGUCUUCAGCGGGCGGUCGGUACCGCUUGGUGAUAUUGACAACCUCGUCGCACCAUGCUUCAACACAGUUCCCGUACGGCUCAGGCUGUCAAGAACUACGUCCAAACGAGAGAUAAUGAGGGAGUGUCAGAAAUUAAAUGCGAAGAUGCUACAAUACCAGUUCACCCCGUUACGAAGAAUAAGAUCUCAAUUACCCGUCGACGAUAUUCGUUUAUUUGAUACAUUGCUAUUACUUCAACCCCCUGCGAAACCUUUAGAUGAGUCAGUUUGGAUACUGGAGCGGGAUGUAGGAACGAUGGAUGUUCCGAUAGUUUGCGAAAUUACUCCUUGUCCUGAUACAGAUGAGUUGAAAAUAUCAUUGCAUAUAGAUGUAUACUCAUAUCACCAGUCAAUGGAAAGCGUCUUACGAGAUGUCUAUAUUCACGCCCUGGAGACUUAUUCGAGAUACCCAUCCUCCGAGAAAGAUUUAUUACACACACUGCCUAGUCACCUACAGUUACAGAUCGACCAGCUGGUGUCACUCAAAACCACAGAUCGGAAAUCUAGUCAAGGCCAUAUUAUACCGCUUGUUACUUCGAAAACGCCCUGGACUGAUGUUGAAGAGCAAGUCCGCCAUGUGGUUGCGAAGCUAGCUGGAAUUCCAGUGCAGCGCAUCGGAAAGACCACAUCAAUCUAUCGCUUGGGACUUGACAGUAUCAGUGUACUUCAAGUCGCAUCCCUGCUGCGACAGCGUGGCCUGAGUAUCUCACCAGUAGAUAUUCUUGAUAAGCCAACAUGCGCCGGUAUCGCAUCGCGCACCCAGUCUGUAGAUAGCCGCCCCUCGGCCCAGCAACUGCAAUACGACCUCGCUUCCUUUCAAGAUUCAGUGCGACGCCAAGUCGAACAUACGAAACUGACAACACACCUCGAGGCUUUGCUGCCGUGCACACCACUUCAGCAGGGCAUGUUGUCACAGUUUAUUCUAUCAGAAGGUGCAAACUAUUACAACUUUAUCAGCUGGAACUUAGAUCUUUCCACCGAUUGCGGAAGACUUCAGAAUGCCUGGAAUUCAUUGCAAGGCAGGCUUCAGAUACUACGCACUGGUUUCAUAUCGAUCCACCACCCGGACACAUCAUUUGCUAUGCUGACAUACGACUCCAAUUCCGCCAUCUCCUCUGUCAAGAGCCUCAAGAGAGAACAAGCUAAAAGUUUUCAUACUGAUGGCUGGCGACAUCAAUGUAUAUUGAAUGCCGUUCGAGACCUGACACAGCCACCAUGGCAAGUCGUCAUCUUAGAAGAUGACGGUUCCAAAACAAUGCACGUAGGAAUGCACCAUGCGCUGUAUGACGCUAUCUCGCUACAAGAAAUGCUUGAUGAGCUUUUAAAAAUCUAUGAAGGCAUUGAACUUCACCCACCCUUAUCGAUGGAAGCUGCGACAGUCUCAAUUCUUGGGCGUGUAGCCCAAACGCAAAGUGGAGCUGAGGAGUUCUGGAAGAAACAGGCAUCCAAAAUGGUAGUGAAUUCUUUCCCGACGUUGACUCCUCUACGAAUCGACGAGAGAAGGAGAAUAAGGUCGUCUAGACUCGUGAGUAGCUCACUCCAGCACUUGCGUCAGAAUGCAGCUACAGCUGGUGUCACUAUUCAAUCUGCACUACAGUCAGCAUGGACCCGGAUACUCGCAUCUUACCAUGGAGAUGCAGCAGUCACUUUUGGUGUUGUUCUGUCAGGCCGUACAGCAGUUGGACUUGACCAAGUCGUCUUUCCGUGCAUUACAACAUUGCCAGUGAUUGCACAGAAUGCUGACAGCAAUCGAGAACUUCUUCAAUCUAUGAUGGAAUAUAAUGCAACAUUGCGAAAAUACGAGCAUACGCCACUGACCCGUAUCCAACGAUGGACUGGAAAUUCCGAAUCGCCAAUAUUUGACACGAUUUUAGUUUAUCAAGGAACGAGUACUCCAGAAGGCAGUGGCCCGUGGCACAUAACGAGCGAAACAGCAACAGUCGAUUAUCCUAUUUCAAUUGAAGUUGAAGAAACACAAUUCGACAGUCUGCUGGUAAGCAUCGACUUCCGCCGCGAUAUUUUGCCCAUUGAGCAUGCAGAUUUGCUGUUGGCUCAAUUCGAUGCAAUUCUAGUUCACCUGCUUCAGUCGCCAGAUGCCUGCGCGGAUGAAUUAGUAUUCCAGAACCAGGAACUAUACUCCAUCACCCCGCCUGAGAACCGCGAACUGCCUACCAAUACCAAACUAUUACACGAGUUUGUGGAGGUUAUGGCAGACCAAUCUCCUGAUAGUUUGGCCCUCGAAUUUGUUUAUGAAAUGGGCGGAAGUAUGAACAGUCGGAAAUGGACAUAUCGUCAAUUGGAUGAUUGCGGUAAUCGCAUUGCCCACUUCUUGACCACGAAAGACAUCAGGCCCGGCGGCAUCGUGGCCGUCUGUUUUGACAAAUGCCCGGAAGCAUACUUUGCAAUCCUUGGAAUCCUCAAAGCAGGCUGCGCAUUUGUUGCACUCGACCCAAGUGCACCAUCUUCACGUCACCAGUUCAUUCUUGAAGAUUCAGCAGCACUUGCUCUAAUGGUCAAAGAAAGCAGCUUACCGGAUAUCGCGUUUACAUCUCCGUGCGUCGUGCUGGAAAUUGACGUUGAUGCGCUCGAAGCUUUCUCUGAGUCACAACUUGCUCGACUCGACAUCUCACCAAAUGACAACUGCUAUUGUUUGUACACUAGCGGUACAACCGGUACUCCAAAAGGGUGUCUCAUAACACACGACAAUGCUGUCCAAGCUAUGAUUGCUUUCCAAUAUUUAUUUGAAGGUCAUUGGGAUCGCGAGUCCAGGUGGUUACAAUUUGCCUCCUUUCACUUCGAUGUGUCCGUCUUAGAGCAGUACUGGUCAUGGUCAGUUGGCAUACCUGUAAUAUCGGCACCGCGAGACCUGAUAUUGAGCGACUUGAUCGCUACAAUCUCGGACCUUCAAAUUACACACAUCGAUCUCACACCGAGUCUUGCUCGCCUUGUGAACCCAGACGACGUCCCAAGCUUGUGUAAAGGCGUCUUCAUCACUGGAGGCGAGCAGCUUCGUCAGGAUAUCCUAGACGCUUGGGGAUCCAAAGGGGUGAUAUACAACGCCUACGGACCCACUGAAGCAACCAUUGGUGUCACAAUGUAUUGCAGAGUGCCAGAAAACGGCCGGUCAAGCAACAUUGGGAAGCAGUUCCCGAAUGUUGGGUCAUUUGUACUUCAGCCUGGAUCAGAUGUGCCUGUACUCAGAGGUGGUAUCGGCGAGCUUUGCGUGUCUGGUAAGUUGGUGGGCAAAGGCUAUCUGAAUCGUUCAGAACUUACUAGAGCACGCUUCCCAGUACUCGAUAGAUUCGGAGAACGAGUCUAUCGAACGGGUGAUCUUGUCAGAAUAUUGCACGACGGUUGCUUCGACUUCCUUGGCCGUGCAGACGACCAGGUCAAGCUUCGUGGUCAGCGCCUAGAAAUUGGCGAGGUCAACCAUGUCAUUAAAACUGGAGUCUCAAAAGUUCUCGACGUUGCGACUAUGGUUACCAAACACCGCGACCAAGAUAGAGAUGUCAUGGUAUCUUUCAUUGUCACAGAUACCAGCAGCAUUAACAAACGGGAUCUCUGCGUCGUCUCUGACGAUUCAAGUCUACGUUUGAGCCAAAAGGCACAAGAUGCUUGCCGUGCGAAACUGCCAAGCUACAUGAUACCAACUUACAUACUUUGUGUGCCAUAUAUUCCACUGUCCGCCAACAAUAAAGCGCAAACGUCGUUACUUAAGCAUCUGUUCAAUAGCAUGUCUCCCGAAGAUUUGAGGCGCGUUUCUUCUGGUCUAGAUCAUGGAAACGCAAAGCUUAGUAAAUCGCAGCCUGACCUCGCACGCAUUAUUGCUAAUGUCUUGCGGGUUAAUGAAGGCGAUAUUCUAGCAUCAACAACGAUAUUUGAGUUGGGAUUUGAUUCCAUCUCUGUCAUAGAGCUUGCUCGACAGCUGCGCACAGCCGGGUUUUCCGGUGCUGCACCCUCCAUCAUUCUUCAAAAUCCGCGGCUAGGAGCGAUGAGCAAGGUGCUACGGAAGACUUCUGCCCCGUUUGAACAAUCUGAAGUGCUGCGUAUCAAGCAAAGAGUAUCGGCUUGUUAUCAUCGGCACCUUGGCGCGGCAUGUCGCAAGUUCGAAGUAACCCAGGCUGACAUCGAGUAUAUCGCCCCCUGCACAAGUUUACAGGAGGGAAUGUUGACGCGCGCUUUAAGUACGGAGGAACGUGCAGCAUAUUUCAAUUGUUUCCAGCUUCAGCUUCUUCCCAACAUCUCAACAGAUCGCCUGAAAGAAGCGUGGGAAUACGUCGUGCGAGCAAAUGCUGUCCUUCGCACCGGGUUUCUACAAACCACCGAUGGUUAUGUACAGGUCGCUUUCAGAAAUCCCCUGCUCAGAUGGAAAGAAUUCCGGCUGGAGCAAGAUGAAGUUAGAAAGCACCUAGACCAAAGGUACCAAGAGUGGAAGAGAUCAAAUGAAUCGCUCUUCAGCACACCACUUGAGAUGGACUGUAUCCAAGUAGGCGAUAGGCACACACUAAUAUUCCGAAUCUUCCACGGAAUUUACGACGCCCGCAGUCUUGAUCUGAUUCUUCAACAAAUCAAGGCAUUCUACGAUGGUGUUGUACUGCCAGCAGGGCCAUCCUUCAUGGACGUCCUCCCUCACGGUCCUUUAUGCGACUAUAGUUCAACGAAAUCUUUCUGGCAAGAUAUCUUCUCAAAUUUCAGCUUCCGCCCAGUCGGGGUUCUCAAAUCUGAACCGUUACGAAACGAUGCUAUAUCAACGCGAUCAUUUGAUAUCAGAGCAUUGGAAGGAAGAAGAAUUGAAGAGGGAGUAACUCAGCAGACCAUGUUUCAGGCUGCUUGGUUGUCGGUCUUGCGGCAAUCCCUUGGAUUCUGGCCUUCAAUUGGUGUCUUAGUCUCCGGUCGAUCAAUGUUACUUGAUGGCAUUGAAAACACGAUUGGGCCAUUGUUCAACACACUGCCAUUUCGCAUCAAGAACACCGCGAUAAAUAACUGGCACUCUCUUCUGCAAGAGAUACACCACUUCAACGCAAUGACAACUUCGUUUGCGCACGUCCCACUGCGUCAAGUGCAGAAGUGGUGCUCCAACGGUCAACCACUAGUCGAUAACCUGUUUUCAUUCGCCCACGAAGACGAAGGAACCAUGGACAAGUACUCUCCCCUCUGGACGGACAUACACUCGACGUCAAUUGCAGAUUACCCUAUUGCAUUCGAAGGUAUAGCUACGAAAGACUACCACCUGAAUGUUACAAUAGUCGCAAAAUCUCAUAUAUUUGACGAAGUCGCCUUGAACGCUACACUUGACCAGUUCCAGUACAUAAUAGAUUGUAUUGCGUCUGACAGCGGGUUCGGUGAUCUACAGAGCAAGGACAUCGAGAAUCAUCAAUUGACGAAUGGAUUACCGCUUAUGACACGCUCUUCGGGCAGUCAGCGGCCGGGAGAUGUCGACUUGAUCUGGACCGAGCAAGGCCGAAAUGUUCAGAAAGAGAUUGCGGCACUGGCUGGUGUGACUAACGACCAAGUCAGUCAAAAUACGUCUCUUUUCGAGCUUGGACUUGAUAGCAUUGAUGUAGUCAAGCUUGUCGGUAGAUUAGGACGCAUUGGAAUCAGCCUCAAGACGAGUCAACUUAUGAGACAACCCACAGUUCGUGGUAUCAUGUCGGCCUAUGACUCUAGUCAAGUUCAAAACGGUAAAAAGUCGUCGUUGAAACAUCUUGAAAGCGAAGAAUCGCGUCUCAAGCGAUAUUUGCAUACGGUUGGAGUUGACCUAAGCGGUAUUGACACUGUGUUACCGCCUACUCCUUUACAGGAUUCAAUGAUGGCAGAAAUGGUUGUAUCAGAUUUCCAACUUUAUUUUAACCAUGAUGUCCUUGAACUUGCAGCCGACACUGACAUGCAAGUUCUGAAGUCUGCGAUUGAGACUGUUAUUCGAAAGUCGCCUAUUCUGAGAACGAGUUUUGUCCAGGUGGACGACCCACGAUUUCACCAUGCCUUCAUACAAGUUGUGGCCAAGAAGCUUGAUCCCUUCAAAGAAGCUGUAUCCGUCGCGAGUCUGGAAGAGACAACCACAAUUAUGGAACAUGCUCGCCAAACAGCUGUUAAUUCAAAAGGACAACAUGCUCUGCUCCAAUUGACGCCCGUCAUAAUGGCUGAGCGACACUAUAUGGUCCUGUCAAUCGCACAUCCGCUUUACGACGGCACGUCUCUUGGUCUCUUCCAUCAAGAUAUCCAAGCUGCAUAUGCCGGCGAAUACCACCAAAGAGAGUCUUAUACACCUACUCUGGCAAAUAUUCUUGAUAGUUCUUCGGAAUCUGCCGAAAACUUCUGGUCCAACUUUUUACAUGAUGCGCCUCCUACAAUCUUGCCCGAAAAGCAAAUUCAGAACGGCCGCUUAGUAAAUCACAUUCACAGGUUGGAUACUUCGUCACACUUGUUUACAUCUGAAAUCGGAUCAUUUUGCAAACGUCACGGUAUUACGAUACAGGUGCUCGGCCAAGCUUGUUGGUCAGCAGUUCUUUCCUCUCUGGCUCGAUCGCUCAAUGUCACGUUUGGUGUAAUUCUAUCCGGCAGGUCAACUGAAGACGAGGCAGACCUGAUGUUCCCAAUGAUGAACACAGUUCCCGUCACCACAGUGCUCCAUGGCACGAUCGCCGAGUAUCUUCAAUACAUGUGGGAGAACAUGACUAACAUCAGUGAAUACCAGUUCUUUCCGCUCAGAAAGGCGCAGAGAAUUGCUAUGACUGGUGGCGGGCCGCUUUUUAACACCCUCUUCAUCAUGCAGUCGCAGACGAGUAUAACCUUGGGAGAUUCUCCAACCAUAUGGAGGUCUGUAAAGUCCGAAUCCGAGGUAGAGUUCCCCAUCUGUGUGGAAAUGGAGCUGAGUGGUGAGGAAAUGGUCUGGAGGGUCGCAUGCCACGAGCAGUACGCCUCGGCGGGCGCGGCACAAAGCCUUGUCGAUCAACUCGACUCAGUGCUUGAAUACUUGAUGCGCAAUGAACAUGGACAACUCGUCGACUUUACCGGUAAUAAUGCUGUUUCCGUUUGCGGCUUGACCCCGUUCACUCUGAGAGAGGAUUUCAAAGAAACAACACCAGCUACCGAUUCAUCAUUGAGUGUUAAUGAUGGAUGGUCCGAGAAUGUGACACUAAUUAUUGGUGUCCUUGCAGAAGUGGGAGGAAUUGAUGCAUCGGCGAUAUCGCCCAGUCAGUCAAUCUACCACCUAGGACUUGAUUCUAUCAGCGCGAUAAAAGUUAGCUCAAUUCUACGCAAGCGUGGUAUAAUCGUGCCUGUCAGAGAUAUGAUCAAGGCAGCAACCAUCAGAGACAUCGCGAUUAAUGCCAAAGGGGCUCAGUCGGGCAAAGCCAACGACUCAAUUCCAACAACAACCGAGUCCUUGGAGCCAUUGAAAGGCUUUGAACUUGAACAGCUUAUUACGAAGAUCAACUUUACUGGCGCUGCCGUGGAAAGAGUCCUACCUGCAUUGCCAAUGCAAGUCCAUAUGCUGAGUGCCUGGCAGAACAGCGCAGGAGAUCUCUAUUUCUACCAAUUCUCAUAUGAGGUGACAGACGAUGUCUCAACUGAGACUAUCAGCAAAGCAUGGCGUAUACUUUUGGUCGAGGUUCCCAUUAUGAGGACUUAUCUCGUAGCAUCAAGCUCUUCGCAAAUACCAUUUGUUCAGGUUCUUAUCAAGCCGGAUCAGCUACAAACAGAACCGGAAAGACCUAAUACUACAACCAAGACAUGGAAUUUACGACUUGGUAGCACUCCGUUCGUCUCUUUAGAGGCUGUUAGGAAUAAUGAUGGCGUGAUUAAACUACAAUUCAAGAUUCAUCAUGCACUUUACGAUGGUGUGAGCCUACCACUCAUUGUCCGUCGCUUCGCAGCACUAUGUGGUGUUGGUGGUUCUGCAAUUCCCUUCGACUUGUCAGCAUGGGACAAGUUCAUCUUAGCGCACUACACCCACGGCACGAAGGAAAGAAGGCAAAUGUUCUGGAAGACAUAUUUGAAUGGCGCUACUCAACCUCGUCAUAACGCAAUUAGUACUGUACGUCAUGUUCGCACAGCCGAGUUUCAUCCCGCCGCCUUGGAUCUAACAAAGCUCAAAAACAUGGCAUCAGAAUCUGGCAUUAGUAUACAAGCUUUGUUCUUUGCAGCUUACGCCAACUGUUUGGUGAGCUUUGGUGAAGACAAACAUGUUUCCGCUGAGGAGCACGAUGUGGUCUUUGGAAUUUACCUUGCAAACAGAACUUCGUUCGACGAAGAAUUACAGGAUGCGCCUUGCCCAAUGCUCGCUAUCGUCCCCCUGAGAGUCAAGUUCAAUCAGGACGAGCGACUUGUGGAUAUAGCAAAGCGAGUUCAAGACGAUCUUAUAGCCAUAAGUUCCUUUGAACAUGCGUCUGUCGGCUUGUGGGAGAUUUCAGAAUGGACUGGAAUCAAGAUAGCCACAUUCGUGAACUUCCUCAGCCUGCCUGAGCAAUCUCCGGAUCAUGGAGCAGAUGGCGAAGCGAGGUUCCGGGAGACAACACCGACUAUGCCACAAGAGAGCCAUGGUUAUUUAGUACCUAAGGAAGGACUCGCAAAGCCUAGUGAUGAGUGGCUGUCAGACAACCGAGUAAAGGAAGCCUACAUUGAUGCAAUCGAUGUUGAGGCAGCUGUCCGGGGCAAUCGCAUGGAUAUUGGUGUAUUUGGUUCCUCGUCCAGUUUGUCUAAAGCUCAAGCGUCUGAAACGAUCCGUCGCAUCGUGAGGUUCUUAGAGGAUGCAUAG
Truncatella angustata is the source of this 14769-nucleotide messenger RNA. Its product is annotated as amino acid adenylation domain-containing protein. Lineage: Eukaryota; Fungi; Ascomycota; Sordariomycetes; Amphisphaeriales; Sporocadaceae. The transcript has 6 exons. The record is from RefSeq and is a predicted model, not a curated record. Gene Ontology annotation, biological process: secondary metabolite biosynthetic process; amino acid activation for nonribosomal peptide biosynthetic process. Bases 1 to 14769 code for a protein of 4922 amino acids. Gene Ontology annotation, cellular component: cytoplasm. Gene Ontology annotation, molecular function: phosphopantetheine binding; catalytic activity.